This is a messenger RNA of Zingiber officinale, 1092 nucleotides long. RefSeq lists its product as uncharacterized. The transcript has 2 exons. The record is from RefSeq and is a predicted model, not a curated record. The coding region runs from base 1 to 1092 and encodes 363 amino acids. Lineage: Eukaryota; Viridiplantae; Streptophyta; Magnoliopsida; Zingiberales; Zingiberaceae.
AUGGUUGUCCGUGAGGAUGAUAGUGAGGCGGAUAUUUAUGCAGACAAUGAUGGUUUGAACAGUCUUCAUGAUUCUGAUGAGGAUGAAGUUAAAAAUUAUCCAUUGUUUGAUCCAAAGAAGGAUUUUGAAAACCUAGAGUUGAAGCUUGGUUUAGUUUUUAACUCAAAAAAAGAAGCAAAAUUCACAAUUGAAAGUCAUUGUAUUAGACAAGGAAGACCUGUGAAUCAUUGUGUUCGGGAUUUUAAAAACAAGUGUGUCAACUCAACGUUGUUGGGAAAGACUUUUGCUAAAGAAUUCAGCACAAAUCCUAAAUUGGGACACUUGGAGUUUAGGGAAGAGAUCUUUACCAACCCGCAAUCAGAUUUUUCAAGGAAGACCACCUACAUGGCUAAGAGAAAGGUGCUGAAAUUAGUGCAAGGUUCUGUCGAGCAACAAUUUCAGCAAAUAAGGAAGUAUUGUGCUGAAUUGAAAAGAUCUGACGCCGGGGCUACUAUAGUUUUGAAGUUGACGGAGGACGAUGAAGGUCCAAGGUUUCAGAGAUUAUAUGUUUGUUUUUUAGUGUGUAAGCAAGGAUUUAAAAAUUCUUGUCAGCGUAUCAUUGGUGUUGAUGGAUGCUUCUUAAAGGUAGAACAUGGUGGGCAAUUGUUAUCGGUCGUAGGGCUAGAUCCGAAUAAUAACAUAUUUCCAAUAUGUUACGCAAUGGUUGAGCGUGGAACAAAAGAUAGUUGGACAUGGUUUCUUCACCUCUUAGAUGAAGACAUUGGUGUUUGCAAUGAUCCACAUACCUGGGCAUUUAUGUCAGAUAAGCAAAAAGGUUUGAUUCUUGCACUUGAAUCUUUGUUUCCUGAUGUUGAACAUAGAUUUUGUGUAAGACAUUUAGAGAUCAAUAUGAAAUGUGAUGGAUUCAAGAGUAUAGCGGUUAAGAUUGCCUUUUGGGUUGCGACAAAGGCGACAAGAAUUGAAGAGUUUCGAGUGCCCAUGGUUGAGUUAAAAGACAUUGAUGCAAAAGCGUAUGGAUGGCUAAUGAACAAACCUGAAAGCCAGUGGUCUAAGGCAUAUUUCAUCACCACUUCUAAAUCAGAUUCUUGUUGA